Prorocentrum cordatum is the source of this 1002-nucleotide messenger RNA. NCBI's taxonomy places the organism in Eukaryota, Dinophyceae, Prorocentrales, Prorocentraceae. The record is from the annotation of a GenBank genome assembly.
GCCUCAAGCACCCGCCUGGCGCCGGCGCCGUCUGAGAGCACAGACGGGGGGGGGUGGCGCGGGGGGGCCGCGACCCACCGUGCGGCCAUGGCCGUGCCAAGCUCCGUGGCCGGCGCCGUGGCCGGCGGCGGCCUGGCGGAGCAGCUGGUAUUCCAGGCCCGCUUCGGCACGGAACAGAGCAAGGUGUUGGAGCGGUUGUGUUGGGAGAGGUGCAUUGACACUUUGCAGGUUGAGGAGGGAUCCGCUCCGACGCUGGACAGGCUCCCCGAGAGAACGGGUCGGUGCCUUGACACGUGCGUCCACAAGUUCACGGACACCGCGGUGUUGGUGUCGACGGAGAGCGAGUUCUGGCAGGCGUGCGAGAUAAGGAAAGCGCAGCAGGCGCAGCUGGCCGCGCGAGCCGUCUGGGGUGGGGCUACCGUGGCCUGCACGCUCGGCGUCUGUUGCUACCUCUUCAGAGGUAGCCACGACUGAGGCGCCGGGCCGGGCCACUGGUCGCCGCACCGCGGGAGUGGCAGAAGCGCGUGCGCCGCCUCGUGCCGUACGAAAGGGUGCCAGUUGCUCUGCUUCUGUUUCGGCCUGUCGUUGCUCCUCAUCCCGUCAUGACAUUGCGCGGCUUUCCUAGAGUAUGCAAGCGCCAUUGAAGAGCUUUUUCCGUUUUGCAUGCAGCGUGAAAGUGUGAGACGCAUAGCCCAGUCAUUGACGUCGCUAAAAUAGUUGAUAUGUUGCUUGUCCAUGUGCUUUACGUUUCAGGGCGACUGCGUGGAGGCCCACGAAUGGUUCAUACUGAGUGUUGCUGAGUGUUGCAUGGAGUUCUCACGAACACUGGCGCAUCCAACAAACCCGUCACAAUCGUCAAAGUUAAUCUUUUAUAUGAUCUGUCGCCGAAGAUUUGAUUUCGGGAAGACUAGCGCAGGCUGCAUCCACAUUAUUAUCAUCAUUGAGCUGUCCUAUUCGUCGCCGAUGCGUUCCAUCAGUUUCAUCCCGUCUGCUACAAUCCGC